Molecule: messenger RNA, 4689 nt
Organism: Sorex fumeus (smoky shrew)
Lineage: Eukaryota; Metazoa; Chordata; Mammalia; Eulipotyphla; Soricidae
Gene: CYRIA
Product: CYFIP related Rac1 interactor A
Exons: 12
Coding region: 270-1241 (323 amino acids)
Biological process (GO): regulation of actin filament polymerization
Molecular function (GO): small GTPase binding
Source: RefSeq, a predicted model, not a curated record
GUAGAGCAGCUGCGCUAUUGUCUGCACCCAAUCGCCAGUGUUUGUCUGCUUAGGCCUGGGUGACUGUUGUCAACACUGUAGAUAAGCCGGCUCCCAGCUGUCGCAGCAGAUUAUCACUCACUUAAGGACCCAGAAGCACUCUCCGAGGUCAAGGUCCUGAGCCAGAGCCACAGACCUGCCUUGGCCUCACAGCUGCUCAGCUGACGUUCAGCCCCAUCAGCCUGGAUUGGUGAACUUGAGUCACAAGAGAUUUCUCCAGGUUUGCUGGGAUGGGAAACCUGCUCAAAGUCCUUACCAGGGAAAUUGAAAACUAUCCACAUUUUUUCCUGGAUUUUGAAAAUGCUCAGCCCACAGAAGGAGAGAGAGAAAUAUGGAACCAGAUCAGCGCGGUGCUCCAGGAUUCUGAGAGUAUCCUCACAGACCUGCAAGCUUAUAAGGGAGCAGGACCAGAAAUCCGAGAGGCAAUUCAAAAUCCUAAUGACAUUCAGCUUCAAGAAAAAGCUUGGAAUGCUGUGUGUCCUCUAGUUGUAAGGCUAAAGAGAUUUUAUGAGUUUUCCAUAAGACUAGAAAAAGCUCUUCAGAGUUUGUUAGAAUCUCUGACCUGUCCACCCUACACGCCAACCCAACACCUGGAGCGGGAACAGGCCCUGGCAAAAGAGUUUGCGGAAAUUCUUCAUUUUACCCUUCGAUUUGAUGAGCUCAAGAUGAGGAACCCAGCUAUACAGAACGAUUUCAGCUACUACCGAAGGACAAUAAGUCGCAACCGUAUCAACAAUAUGCAUCUAGACAUUGAGAAUGAAGUCAAUAACGAGAUGGCCAACAGAAUGUCCCUCUUCUAUGCAGAAGCCACACCCAUGCUGAAAACCCUUAGCAAUGCCACAAUGCACUUUGUCUCUGAAAACAAAACUCUGCCAAUAGAGAACACCACAGACUGCCUCAGCACCAUGACAAGUGUUUGUAAAGUCAUGCUGGAAACCCCGGAGUACAGGAGUAGGUUUACAAGCGAGGAAACGCUGAUGUUCUGCAUGAGGGUGAUGGUGGGCGUCAUCAUCCUCUAUGACCAUGUCCACCCCGUGGGAGCUUUCUGCAAGACAUCCAAGAUCGACAUGAAAGGCUGCAUAAAGGUUUUGAAGGAGCAGGCCCCAGACAGCGUGGAGGGGCUACUGAAUGCCCUCAGGUUCACUACAAAGCACUUGAAUGAUGAGUCGACUUCCAAACAGAUUCGAGCAAUGCUCCAGUAGAGCUGUAUUCAAAGAAGAGGAUCUAUGUACUGACCUCAGAAGAUGUAUAUGUUUACAUAAUUUAAUACAGAUUGAUGUUAAUACUUGUGUAUUUACAUAACCGUUUCCUUCUUGUCACUGAAAUAUAUGGACCUUAAUUUGUAUCUUGACUCACUCAACCCCUUCAGAGCAGAAAUUGACUUGAGAGCCUUACCUUUGAUGUCUAAAACAAAACCCUCUUCUCCAAAGGCAAAAUUUGGAGACUUUUGAUUUUUGCUACUGGACUCCUUUAACUACACCUAUAACAAUCAGAAACCCCUAAUAGUUUGUAGUAGUGUUUUAAUUCUAGAUCUGUAAUCUCUCUGAGGAGUUAUAGAAACACAGUCUUUGAUUUGCCGUGUUAGCUCAGCUACAAGAAACACAAGUGUUACCCUGACAUAGGAAGAGAGGAAUUAGAGAGAAGAAAAUGCAUGUGGAGAUGCAAACCCAAGUGUUUUGAAUUCAGCACAACACCCCCCCCCCCCAUUUCCUCAAACCACAGUGCAACUUUUUAAUUUGCACAUAUAUUAUUUAUUGUCAUAUUCUCUUCCUGUCAAAAUUUACAUGCCUCUAAUAUUCUCCUUGGGUUUUGCAAGGAGCAACUUAGCUGUGUUUGAAGCAGUUAGUAGGAAAUAAGUGAAAAUAGAUAAAUGUGCUGCCGAGGCUGGGCGAAUGAAUGUGGUUAACCUGAAAACUGGGAUGAUAUAGAAAAAGAACAUCUAAGCUGCAGGAUAGUUCUCUCUUGCUUCAGCUCUGUCUACAGCAGGCUGGGGAAUAGCCAAUCAAUCAGCAGGUCUGAUGAGAUCCACUGAAAUCUUGUGGUCUGACCCUGUACUUGAUGGGACAGGUGUAUGCUUUUCAUUGGUUACCUGUGGCCUGUCUAUUUAUAUUGCAUGGCCAUAAAUAUUAUGAAUUUUCAAAUAUCCCCUGGCAGAAUAAAAGGUCCUUCCCUCUACUCCCCCAGGUCUAAAAUGGCAGGAACCCUGGCUUUGAAAUGGUGGGGAAACUUGUCUGAACUCCAGUUAUCUGUGGAGUGCUGGAUGCACAGUUCUUCCUCUUCCUAUAGACCAUUUAUGUGGUAGCACAGGUUUAGAACCACGUGAGUUGCUAUAAACUGAGGAUCUGGAGAGGAGAAAGCAUUUGCAUUAUUUUAUUACGUAGUAUUUAAAGGGCAGGUCCUUUUCACUCUCACUGCUAUCUUGUUGUAAUGUGCAAAACUCUGGUCUGAGGACGUAGAUUCAUGCCUAGCCCUAACGAUACAUGGCCUGACUUGGGAAUUUAUCUAAGCUCUCUGUAUAUCACCUUCCCUAAUUAUAUAGUGGGAAAUUAAAGCAAACCAUCUCCAAGAUUCUUGUAAGGCUACAAGUCAAUAAAAUGACUAUUCUCACAUUCCUUGGUAAGUAAGGUCUAAUAAGUAUUAUCACACCUCAUUUUAAUGAUUAACAACAUCACAAGGCCUAUCUAUAGUCAUUCUGUCUUCAGAUCCAAGCUUAGAGGGGAACCCUGUCAAUUUUCCAUUCUGAUGUUUAGUGGGUAGACAGCAGAUGAUGUCAAACAGGAUCACCCCAAUGUAGGACUGGAUCCCAUACUUCCUCAACCUUCACUUCAUGCUUUUUCCUUUUCACCAUGUGGCCUAUGCAUAUAUCCUAAGGGAUAAGACUGGACACUUUUAAAUAAAUCUUCAUGGUGGCCUGUACAAUUACUUGCCAAUUUCCGAUAGAAGGAAAUAGUGCUUGUGAGUGACAAUUCUGGAAGUUGGAUCUGGGAAGAUCAUGGUUUGGUAUCACUCACAAUAUUUCAGAAAUGAGCCAUUAGAUACUGUUGUUUUCCAGACAUUAGGGACCAGCUAACUUUCCCUGGAGUCCUCUAAGACAAGGGGAGACAUAUUCUUGUUUUGUUUUAUCUUUAACAGAGAAAUCUACUCAAGUGACAGAUAUACUGGUCUGCAUCUAAAUGUCUGUCAACCAGGAGAGAAAAGGCUCUUUCUUUAGGACUUUUCAAGAUGAACACGUACAGUUGUUUGGAUAAGAAUCUCUUGUCAGAACAGAAAUAUGCUAGAUGGCUUCCAAACCCAGAGACUCUAAGUUCUGAGAAAAAUCCAUAAAAUGGAGCAACUUAUAAAAUAUGCAGCUUGAGUAAUGAUCUAUUUGAUAGCAGGUGAUAGUGAUGAGCAUAGCUUGUGGGCAGCUAUAAAUUUGAGCAUCCUUGACAGCUGUCAAGACUAGAAGCCAAGAGAAACUCAGUGUUGCUCACAUUGAGUUCAGUUUCCUUCUUCAUCAUUGAGGAGGUUUGGGGAGGUAAAAGGGCAUGCAGAAUAAAUAGUUGAAUAGAUUUAUCAUUUUUAUUCAGAAUUUCUAUUAAAUUGGACCAAACAUAGGAGAAGGCUGCUGGCCUGCCCCAAUUUAACCAAGCCAUCUACUCAAAGCCAGAUUCAUGUGUAGUACAUGGAUUCGUAACAGCCCAGACCCUGAACUAUUGCCUCUGAUGACCAGGAGGAUAGAUUAAUUGAAUGUCUGUGAUCACUAGUAAGUGAUGGGCCUUUGCCCACUCUAGAGUACUUGUGGGAGACAAAUUCUUUUAAUAUGCUGUCCUCUAGGCAUUAGAAGUCUUUCAGCAAUCAUAUUUAUGUCUGUAUGUGCUGCAUGCACAUGUGUCCAAGACUCAUGGAUGGCAAAGGGCAAUGUGCUGGAGAUGCAUCCAUGUCAGUGUUAACUCUUUCAUAUUUGGUGUCUCAUAGGUUUCAAAUAAACAGUGUUUUCCAUUACUCAGAUAUUUAUUUUUGGGCAAACAACAAGGUGAAAAUAACUUUUCUUAGAUGCACUGCUACACUGGCAUUAUAACUUCAUUCUCGUAACAGUUUAUGUGCCACUAGGAGUUGGUAGUAAACAAAAGUUAAAGUGGAUAUGGGUAUUUUAAAUUAUAGUGACCCCUUAGGACUAGAGUUUUAAUUAACAGAACAGCCUGGGUACUAUAUUUUAAUGUGUUACUUAAUAUUAUGUUCCAUCAAUAUUCAUUCCUAGGGAUCGCUAUUAUGUCAAGAUAUAAGUAAACUGAGAAUUUUUUGAUGCAUCAUUUCACUCAAGUAAAAACAAUUUCGUGCUUCUUCAAAAGAAAAAUUAGACCUAUUCAAUCUUAGCAACCAAUUGUGAUGUACAAUUCAGAGACUUAUGAUUUAAUCUUGUAGCCUAGCAGCUAUAACUUUUUCCAGAUAUUACAAUAAAUAUUGGAAUUUUAUCUUAAGAAAGCAAAAUCUGUGCAACCUAGUGUCCCCACUAUAUCUUUAAAGGCUGUUGCAUACACAAAGCUGUUUUGAAGUUGUCAUAUGUUGUUUGCGGAAGUCAUUGUAAUUUUUUUUGCCUGCUUUGCCUCUUUUUGUACAGAAGUUUUCAGUGUGAAAUGAAAAUUAAAGUUUGGUACAUAUAUUUAAAAA